AUGGAGUACCAGCCCGUCGUCGUCGCGAAACACCCCCGGCCAGCCGCGACAAAACACAACUCCGAGUCGAGGUACUGGCGACAGUUCAAGCACCCCGUGUUCAUCAAGGAAUACGCACCGGUCACCUCUGUCCACUUCUCUCCCUUAAAGCCUCACCGGUAUGCGGUCACUGCGGCCACACGCAUCCAGAUCUAUGCGCCCAGAACACAGAAGGUCACGAAAUCUAUCUCGCGGUUCAAAGACAUUGCCCGGAGCGGUUGUAUCCGAGGGGACGGCAAGCUGGUAGUCGCGGGAGACGACACAGGCCUGAUCCAGGUUUUUGACAUCAACUCUCGUGCGAUCCUCCGGACGUUGGACGUGCACAAGCAACCCGUGCAUGUCACGAAGUUCUCUACCCUGAACAACACACAAGUACUUUCAUGCUCCGACGACACCACCGUCAGGCUUUGGGACGUCCCAUCCCAGACAUGUACACAUACCUUCACCGAUCAUACCGACUACGUCCGCACCGGCCAGGUCUCCACCUCAAACCCCCAUCUCGUCCUCACUGGCUCAUAUGACGCUACUGUACGCUUGUACGACUCGAGAACAGGAGAGUGUGAGAUGCUGAUGGGAGGACCGUCCGGAGAGGGCGGAGGUCAGAACACCGCCCCUGUCGAGCAAGUCCUUAUGUUCCCUUCCGGCACCAUAGCACUGUCCACCGCAGGUCCCAUUCUGCGCGUGUGGGAUCUUGUCGCAGGCGGUCGGUGUACCCGGGCCUUAUCUAACCAUCAAAAGACGGUCACCGCACUGGCUUUCGACUCGACAGCUAGCCGCCUUCUCUCCGGUGGACUUGACCAAAUGGUGAAGGUAUACGACGUCAGCACGUAUAAGGUCGUGCACACAAUGCGGUAUCCUGCGCCUAUUCUCUGUCUUGCAGUCUCGCCUGACGAGACGCAUAUUGCGGCCGGCAUGGCAGACGGCACUCUGUCCAUACGGCGGCGACAACCGAAGGCGACAGAGUCUGCCGCAUAUGAACAGUCUCUCGCUGCCGUGCGCGCAGGGGCGUACGACUCAUUACUCACUGGCGUCCUACCAAACAUCGGUCAGGGCCGCGUGAAGCAGAAGACGAAGUCAAAACCUGUGGGCGACAUUGACGAGAUCAAGGUGGAGAGCAGGAGAAAGAGGAGACUGCGGCAAUACGACAAGUUCCUAAAGAACUUCAAGUACUCUGCGGCACUGGAUUCUGUGCUGAAAUCACAAGUACCGCCUACAACAACGUUCUCAUUGAUCCAGGAGCUCAUUCACCGAGACGGUCUCCAAACAGCCCUCGCCGGUCGAGACGACGUCUUACUGGAGCCAGUCCUCCGGUUACUCCUAAAGUACGUAGCAGACCCUCGCUUCGGCGAGAUGGUUUGUGAUGUCGCGAGUCUCGUCAUUGACAUGUACAGACCAGUACUCGGACAGUCGCCACUCAUUGACACUCUAUUCGCCCGUCUUCAGAAGAAGGUCGCAGCGGAGCUCCGCUUCCAGAAGGAGCUUGUCAAGACCAAGGGUGCCCUCGAUAUGCUCCUGUCCUCCACCUCUCUCCUCGCUGUCGCAUAG
Rhodofomes roseus is the source of this 1584-nucleotide messenger RNA. RefSeq names its product WD40 repeat-like protein. The record is from RefSeq and is a predicted model, not a curated record. The transcript has 5 exons. NCBI's taxonomy places the organism in Eukaryota, Fungi, Basidiomycota, Agaricomycetes, Polyporales, Fomitopsidaceae. Gene Ontology annotation, cellular component: nucleolus. Gene Ontology annotation, biological process: rRNA processing; positive regulation of transcription by RNA polymerase I. Gene Ontology annotation, molecular function: protein binding. The coding region runs from base 1 to 1584 and encodes 527 amino acids.